Bactrocera dorsalis (oriental fruit fly) is the source of this 1078-nucleotide messenger RNA. Its product is annotated as PXMP2/4 family protein 4. Gene Ontology annotation, cellular component: membrane; cytoplasm. The transcript is spliced from 4 exons. The record is from RefSeq and is a predicted model, not a curated record. Bases 376 to 966 code for a protein of 196 amino acids. NCBI's taxonomy places the organism in Eukaryota, Metazoa, Arthropoda, Insecta, Diptera, Tephritidae.
UCAAUUCUACGCGACACUAGUUGCCGCAGAACAAUCGCUUAGUGAAGUUGUAAUCCAUAAAUAAAUGCUUGAAUAAUGCAAAAAAUCCCCGUGGCAUAACAGUAUUUCUACAAUAUAUAAACAAGUGUUUUUAAACAUUAUUUAUGUAUAGAUAAAUACAUAAGACUCAUUUCGUAAAUUAAAAAUAAAUAUACUUAGAUAAAUCAACAACUUUUUUUAACAGUUUUAUAAAAAUUAGAAAUACUAUAUGAAUAACUUCAACAAAACAAAAACUUAGCAACUUUAAUUAAAUAAUGUUUCAAGUGAAAGUGAAUUAUAAACUGAGUAUUAAACAAUAAAUAAUCUGUGUUAAUAAAUAUAAAAAACAAAAUAAAAAUGGCUGCCAUUUUACAACAUUUUAAGACGAUGCUGCAGCGUUAUCCCGUUACACGGGGUAUGGUGUCAUAUAGCCUAAUUUGGCCGGCAAGUUCACUCAUACAACAGACCUUCGAAGGAAGAAGAUGGCCGGACUACGAUUGGUGGCGUGCGUUACGUUUCAGUCUAUAUGGCGGGUUUUUCGUCGCGCCCACGCUUUACAGUUGGAUUAAGGUUUCCAGCGCCAUGUGGCCGCGUACAUCGCUGCGGACGGCGGUGUUCAAAACAGCCGUCGAACAGAUUUCCUACACACCUGCUGCCAUGACAUGCUUUUAUUUCCUAAUGAGCCUGCUGGAAAUGAAGACCGUGGGCGAAGCAGCCGCGGAGGUGCGCAAGAAAUUCAUACCCACGUAUAAGGUGGCUAUGUCAAUUUGGCCCAUUGUGGGCAUAAUAAAUUUCUCCGUCGUACCAGAGAAGAAUCGAGUGCCUUUCAUCAGUGUUUGUAGUUUGUUAUGGACAUGUUUUCUGGCUUAUAUGAAGCAUCUGGAGCACCAGCAUGUCGACGAAAUGGAUAAUAUAUUCACGUCAAAAGACGCUAAAGUGAAGGCGUGAAUGGCUGGCAUGAUUUAUUUAUAAAUUUAAGGACAUUAGUUAAUUAUUUGAAAUUUGUGGUAUGUCUAAUAAUUUAUUAAAAGUAAAUAAUUUUUAAAUAAACACAAGAAAA